UCAUCUAAUAUGAGUAGAGCACAUUGAACCCGGAUGCAGGCAUGGUCGGGCCCUAACCUGCCCAUUUUAUAUCUGACUACUGACGGACGGGGUCAGUCAGUGACGGUCGUUCCAGGAACUGGGCAGGUAUUGUGAUUGCACGUGCAAUACGAAUGCUAAUUUUGGGUAUUGACCUGUGUCCGAUUGUCUUCAUCUCACGGGACAGAGUCUGGCAUCAUUCCUGAUAAACAGCAUAUAUGACACAUCCAUGCGUCGUGCAAGAUGAGCAGUGUCUACAUCUUGCCAUCGUCCCCGUGAUGUAGCUGUUCAGCAUGUCAAUGCUGACGAGAAGCGGUACGUUGGUCAGGAAGAACCGCGGAAGCGGCAAAAGGUCGUCUGUGCGCAGGACCAGAUCGGGCGGAAGUAGCACCAGCACACGCCCGGAUGAUGACGAGUCUUCGGUUCCGCCGUCACCCAUCACCAAGUUUGACCCACAUUGUCACCCCCGCGCCUCCCCAGCAAAAAGUGUUACAGGCACAGUUGUGUCCUUCAACGAUGACCGACAGCUGUACGAGACCAACCUUGAGUGGGACGCCGCUCUGUCCAGUGCUCACUCCAGCCAUGACGUAUUUCUACAACUGCAGGAGGCUAACAAAGAGGCUGACGGGGCGUGCGACUUCGCCUGCAGGGGGUGUUCGGUUAUAUGUAAAAGUACCCUUGUGACCGGGAUACUGGGGCUCUCUAUGGUACUUCCAAUAGUGAUGUUAUCAAUGGGUGUGAAGUACCUCAACGACUGUCCCCUUGAACCCCGUAUCCCGGUCUACCUGUUAGUGGGCGGGUGUUUCGGCAUGCUUAAGCUGACCAUCAACCUCUGGCGAGCGAUCCAGUCACGAAAAGACGAUAGUGCAGACACGUUCUAUGACGUAGGAGACAGCGCCGCUCUGACGUCACGCACGUACCGCGUGAUGAACCUUCUGUUGAACACAUUCCUAAUGGUCUGGCAGGUCCUCGGGUCCUACUGGGUGUUCAUGUUGUGGGAACCACAAUACUCGCCGCGUCUCCAUCGCCCAAGCGACUGGUGCGACCGGACAGUGUACAUGUUCACGGUCAUACAAAUCAUUGGUCUCUACACAUACCUGUGCCUUUGGAUUGUCGGGGUGUGUCUUCUGGCUGUUAUAUAUCGGUCCUCGUGUGUUGGGCAGAUAGAUAAUGUAUAAACGACUCUAUUAAAUGCUCAAUCACUGGUCAGGUCAGCUUGGUCCUUCCUAUGUCGGGCCAUCUUCCUGAGGCAAAGGGAGAUAACUGACUGUUCCACCCUUGCUGAACU
This is a messenger RNA of Haliotis rufescens (red abalone), 1306 nucleotides long. RefSeq names its product transmembrane protein 272-like. The record is from RefSeq and is a predicted model, not a curated record. Bases 312 to 1196 code for a protein of 294 amino acids. The transcript has 5 exons. NCBI's taxonomy places the organism in Eukaryota, Metazoa, Mollusca, Gastropoda, Lepetellida, Haliotidae.